Molecule: messenger RNA, 5768 nt
Organism: Coturnix japonica (Japanese quail)
Lineage: Eukaryota; Metazoa; Chordata; Aves; Galliformes; Phasianidae
Gene: SMCR8
Product: SMCR8-C9orf72 complex subunit
Cellular component (GO): guanyl-nucleotide exchange factor complex
Molecular function (GO): GTPase activator activity
Source: RefSeq, a predicted model, not a curated record
AGAUGGCGGCGGUGCCGCGGUGCCCGUGAGGGAGCGGGGCCGGGGCUGCCCGGCCGGGUCUGGGUCGGGGGGGGCCGGGGCGGCCUCGGAGCUCCAUGUCGGGGCCCCCCCUGCGGGAAUAAUGAUCAGCGCCCCCGACGUGGUGGCCUUCACCAGGGAGGAGGAGCUGGGGGACGAGCUGUACCGGGAGCCGCCGCUGCCCGAGGAGUACUCCGUGCCGCUCUUCCCUUUCUCCGGCCACGGCUCCAACCCUUGGGCCAAGGUGUCCAGCUCCAAGUUCAGCCGGGAUUUCAUCCUCAUCUCCGAGUUCUCGGAGCAGGUGGGGCCGCAGCCCCUGCUGACCAUCCCCGAUGACGCCAAGGUGCCGGGCAGUUUUGAUCUCAAUUAUUUCUCCCUUCGGAUCAUGUCGGUGGAUUAUCAGGCUUCUUUUGUGGGACACCCUCCCGGCUGUGCCUACCCCAAGCUGAACUUCGUGGAGGAUUCCAAAGUGGUGCUGGGGGACUCCAAGGAAGGAGCCUUUGCCUAUGUGCACCACCUGACGCUGUAUGACCUGGAAGCCAGGGGCUUUGUGAGGCCUUUCUGCAUGGCCUACAUUUCUGCUGACGAGCACAAAAUCAUGCAGCAGUUUCAGGAACUCUCUGCUGAGUUCUCCAAAGCCUCCGAAUGCCUGAAGACGGGGAACAGGAAGGCGUUCGCUAGCGAGCUUGAGAAGAAACUGAAGGAUCUCGACUACACCAGGACUGUGCUGCACAACGAAACUGAGAUACAGAAGAAAGCCAAUGACAAAGGGUAUUAUACAACCCAAGCCAUCGAAAAGGCCAAUGAGUUGGCCAGCGUGGAAAAGUCUAUUAUUGAGCACCAAGACCUGCUGAAGCAGAUUAGAUCGUACCCCUACAGGAAGCUGAAGGAGUCUGACUUCCACCCCUAUGAGCCUGAAUGUACGCUGGAUCAGUCUGGCGCAGGCAGUGGGCAGGACCUGGCUGCCUCAGACCCUGCUGAGCCAGGAGAAAUGCACCUCUACUCCCGCCUGCCCUCCUACACUCCCAAACUCAUCAAAGCAAAGCCUGCCAAAUGCUUUGACAAGAAGCUGAAAACGCUGGAGGAGCUCUGUGAUAUUUAUUUUUUCACCCAGACCCUCGAUCAGUUGCAUCACAUUGAGAGGACUUUCAGAGGUGAUGUGUGCUACCUCCUGACAAACCAGAUCAGUAGGGCACUUCUGAAGCAACAAAACGUAACUAACUUUCUAUUUGAAGAUGUAUCUUUUCUGGAUGAAAAAGCACCUGAAAACCAGUACAGAGGCUGCCAGGGACUCAGUCAAGAUGCUGCUGAAGUAAAGUGUUCAGAAGAGUCCUCUGCUCCUAAGGUGGUUAUCAGCAUGGGGUCCUACAAGUCUAGUGUGGAGUGCGUCCCAAUAAAGAUGGAGCAGGACAUGGGUGACCCUCAAGAACCUGUAAUGACAGAAUCCCUAACUUUUGAACACCAGGAGAACCUGGACUAUCUCGAUGCAGACCUCAAAGGGAGUAUCAGUAGUGGUGAAAGCAUUGAAGUUCUUGGAACAGAGAAAUCUGCAUCUGGGCUGAUGAAAUCGGAGAGCCAGGCCAGCCUGCCCAUCAGCCCGAGCCCCCAGGUGGGCAGGAGCAAGGUAGGCAGCCGGAGGACUGUCAGUGAGGACAGCAUUGAAGUCCUCAGUACCUGCCCCUCUGAGUCUCUUAUCCCGGAAGACUUCAAAGCGAGCUACCCAAGUGCAAUUAAUGAGGAACCUUACGUGGAUGAUGAAGAGGGAGGCCUUCGUUUCAACCCCAGAUUAAACCCAGGCAAUGCUGACGAGCAGGAGGAUGCCUCAAACCAGGAAAACUUGGCGCAGAUUGAUUCUGCUUGCUGUAUUGGGAAGGAAAGUCCCAGCUUCCUUGAGCCUCUACCUGAUCUGGGCCAGAAGCAGUGUGAUGAGGAUGGUGUGGUCAGGAUUCCCCCUCAGCCUUACCGACAGGCUGAGCAGGGGCUGCGUAGCAGCUUUGUGGGCUCCCCACCCUGUGAUAAUGCUUCAGGGGGGCUCCUUCCCCACGAGCUCGAUUCACGCUACCCCACAGCGGGCAGGGAGGUGAGCAGGACCAGCCUGGAUGAGUGCUCAGACUCCACAAGCUACAUCAGCAGCGCUGCCUCCACCUGCUCCGACCGAACACCAUCUCCUGCUCACCCCGUGUGCCUCGCAAAUGAGAGGCACAAAAAGAAGGCUGGGCAGAACGCGCUGCGGUUCAUCAGGCAGUACCCCUUUGCCCACCCUGCAAUAUACUCUCUGCUCAGUGGAAGGACCCUGGUAGUGCUGGGGGAAGAUGAAGCAAUAGUCAAGAAGCUGGUGACUGCGCUCUCCAUCUUUGUGCCGAACUGUGGUGCUUAUGCCAAACCUGUGAAACACUGGGUCACUUCCCCUCUGCAUGUGGUGGAUUUCCAGAAAUGGAAGCUGAUUGGGCUCCAAAGGACCGUGUCUCCAGCAGGAGUGAAUGUGCUGCACGCCCUGAGCCGCUACAGCCGCUACGUCAGCAUCCUGGAUGCAGACAGUAAGACGCUCCGCUGCCCACUGUACAAAGGCACCUUGGUGGCCAGGCUGGCAGACCACCGCACACAGAUCAAACGGGGCAGCACCUACUACAUGCACGUCCAAAGCGUCCUCACCCAGCUGUGUUCAAAAGCCUUCCUCUACACCUUCUGCCACCAUUUGCACCUUCCCAUCAACGAAAGGGAACCGGAGGAAUCCGUUGUGAACCGCAGGAUGAACUUUCUGAAGCAUCACCUGGGCCUUGCUAAUGAAGAUGUUAAAAUUGUACAGUAUUUAGCUGAGCUGCUGAAGCUGCAUUACAUUCAGGAACCCGGCCAGGGGGUGAAUCCUCUGCUCAGAUUUGACUACGUUCCCAGCUUUUUGUACAAAAUCUAGCAGCACGUAGGCUGUCAGCCUGCAUACUUGGAUUCUGAUAGAGAUCAUCCAUGCUUGGCAUUGAUGCUGUCCGCAGUAGCUGUCAUACAUCAGGAAGGGGCAAAGAAGACAUUGUAUUUGCAAGCAUUUCUGCUUCAUAGAAAUCAGUGUCUGAGGGACUGAAUUUCAGUGUGGUUCCCUGUUGCUGAGAAUGUAGAUGUUCCAUCACGUAAAACACUGGGCACUCUGUUUUUAAAUGUUAGAAGGGACACUAUUAAUGCUUAAAAUAUAUCAUGGUAGCAUCCCAGGGGGAUUAUGGCAUGGAGGGAGAGAUGAGCAGUGCUUAGUGGUGUGCAGCUCCCAAAACAUGCAGGACUCUGCACUUCUGCCAGAGCCCUGAGUGUUGUUGCUCCUUUCCAUGGAGCCAGAGCAGAGACCAGGAGGGAAAUAUAAAGGCUAUAUGAAGUUUUUAACUCAAUGGUGUCUCGUGUGAGCAUGGGAUGUAAGCAGUGGACACAGUGUGUGUUUACCUAUGUGAAGCAGCAGCCAAUGGUGUUCUUUCCCAUGGUUUCUCAGCUUUGUUAAAACCUGAAAUGGAGUUGAACACUUAAAGUAGGCUGGCACCAAGGCUCUGCUGCUGUGAAUGUAGAGCACUGUGCCUUGUUAAUUUGUCACGUCCUGUUUGCUGGGAGAGCUCUGAGAAGGGUGGGAGGGAGACCAGGAAUCCUAAAAGCUUGUGAAGCUGGGAGUGACCUGCUAAGGAGAGAUGGGGUCUGAACUGAAUGGGCUCUAAGGUGCUUUUUGUGUUGGAGAGACAAACAGUGCAAUGCAGCUGAAGUUACGCUGUGAGACAACAAGCUUCUGCAGCAGGCUGCCCAGUUAGUGAGGUACUGCUGCUCAGGAGAGGGCUAGGAGGAAUUGAAUGGACUCCAUGUUGUAUCUAUAUAGUUUCUAUUUUUGUUGGUUUUGGGGAAUUGACUUUUGUGCUUGGUGGCAAAGCCAGGUCAGCGUCACCGCAUGCUGGUGUGCCAAUUCAGUUUAUGUUAUUGCUAAGCCUUUGCCAUGUCUCGACUACCUCUCAUGUUGUGCUCUGGGUGGUUCAGGACAGGGCAGAGCUGCAGAUAUCCAAGCCCAGACACAAGCACUUUCCUUUUGAAGCUUCCACGCUGCUGUCAGUGCCAGAAGGGCAGUGCCACCAUCACAGCGAUGCUGCUGGAAGAUUGUUCCCUUUGGUGCUGGGAGCUUUGUGCCAGACACAGCGCUUCCCUCUGGAGUCUGGCAGGAGGUGCAACUCGUUGGCUGCAGCCUGCUCUGUUCUGUGCUGUGUGGCAGCAGCAGCUCCUGUGGUACUUCUGAGCAAGAGGAAGAAGCCUCGCUAGGAAAGGUAGCCUGGUUUUAUUUCUUUUUAGCACUUUUCUGACGAUGGGAUGAGAACAGCUAAGAUUGUACAAGAUUAGUUGAAGUUCUGUGUUUAACUUUUAUUUGCUUGUUUUUAAAACCUCUGUUUACCAUGGUCAUGUAAGUCAGAGCUGGAAUGGAAUGUGACCCUUCCAUGCCUGGGGAAGUUUUUGUGUGGAUGGAGGCUGGGGUUUGUCAGCAUGAGCCUGGACCCUCUUGAAACACACUGUUGCUCAUAAUCCUGUGCCCCAAGGGCAGGGAGCCUCCGUGGGUAGGCUUCAUCCAGCCACCAGCAUUGCCACUUCAAUACCAACCUCCUGCUGCCCUGCCUGCAGAGGGCUCUUGGAGCAGUACAGGAGAUGUUAACCAACAAGGCAAAGAGUCUGUUUCAAGUAGCAGCAUCGCUUGUGGUGGCUUACAGUGGGGCAGCUGGGAUGUUUGAGCUCAUGACACUCUCCAGAGCAGUUUCAAGGCCAGGGGUUGCUUGUGCUGGUCUCUUUGGUGUGCAGUGGGGAAGCAGUAUGGCUUCAUGUUUGCUGAAAGGGAACGGUGUGCCUGUGCGUGGGGCUGCACACCCUCAUAGCAUGUUCAAAGACCUUUUCCUUCUCUGAUACUAUCUGUGUCCUCCUGUACGCUGUUGUAACUGGGUCUGCUGGUGAAAGACUUCCACGUCCAUAGAAAACAUACUUUCUGAAGUGACUCAAGGUGUCUCCUUGUCGAUCUAUGUGCAUCUGGACGACUUCCAGGUGAGACUCCCUGGGAUGAGGAAGGCACCAGGCAGUUUGAAGCUCCCUGCGCCCUGCCUGACUCACAGCUCUGAAAAGCUUUCGUCACAGUGGCUCAUGUUUUGCGCUGGGGAACCACCUGCAGUGUUUGGGUCUGAGGAGGGAGGGAGGAACUCUUUGCCUGCUGACUCACGUGUCUCUUCCUGCAGGCUGAAAGCUCAGAGCAGCAGAGCAGGAUUGGUGAUCAGCUCCGGCUGAUUUCAUAAUCAUCAUGGUCCUUAUCUGGAAGCUGCCCUCAUAGACUGUCAGAUAAGUCAUUUCUCCUCUACCAAACCUAAAGUACCGAUAUUCAAGGCUGUGUUGAGCAAUACUUGCACUUCCACCAGUCUGACCUGCUUUUAUCUCUCCACCACAAAGCACUUCUGAAUUUUGGAGGAUGCCCUGGGGGCUUCAGUGGGGCUGUCACCUGUGUUAUCUGCACCUGGGCCGUUGGGAGGGAGCUGUAUGGAAACAUGCCUGGGAGCAUUUGUCAUAAGGACCAUUUUGGAUGGCCCUGAGCUCACCUUCCUGCUCAGGGCAGUGAGUUGUGCCAGGCUCCAGGCAGCACCUAACUGACAUUGCAGUUGAGGGCAGUUGGAUGCAGCUGGUGGUUCAGGAGCUGAAUUCCUCUUUGCUCAGUUAUUUCUCUGUUUUUCUGAUCUGACUGCACAGUAAAGAUCCCUAUAUUGGCACUUUAA